Molecule: messenger RNA, 1271 nt
Organism: Sphaeramia orbicularis (orbiculate cardinalfish)
Lineage: Eukaryota; Metazoa; Chordata; Actinopteri; Kurtiformes; Apogonidae
Gene: mrpl38
Product: mitochondrial ribosomal protein L38
Exons: 9
Coding region: 14-1174 (386 amino acids)
Cellular component (GO): mitochondrial large ribosomal subunit
Source: RefSeq, a predicted model, not a curated record
AAAAAAGUCCAAGAUGGCGCUGCGCAUGGUUUGCACUACUGUCUGGCGAAGCGGGACAGAUUUAGGGGUCAAUAAUGCUAGAGCAUUUGUCACAACAGCUCCCAUGUGUCGACGUGUGCGUCCUCUCGGCCCCAUGCCAAAUGAGGACAUAGAUGUUGAAAACCUGGAAUCAUUAGAUAAGUAUCGCAGCUACAAUCGUUACUUCACAGAAGCUCAAGAAGCAAACAACAAACCAGCCUGGUGGAAGACUUAUAGAAGCUACGUAGAAAAAGCAGAUCCAGAGCAUGGUGUGGAGCGGGUGGACAUCGGGCUGCCGUACUGUCAACCCAGAAGGUCCCAACAGCUGAAAGAGAGGGUGCAAGUGAUGAGGGACAACAAGAAGAAUGCUGAGUUGGAGAGAGCUUGUCGUCUGCGCACUUACAGGAUUCCACUGAAUCAAGUGCAGGAAACGUGGGAAAAGACCACACAGCCAUUUCAUAUAAAGAGGCUGGCAGACCACUAUGGGAUCUUCAAAGAUCUCUUCCCCAUGGCAUACUUCCUACCUCGAGUAUCAUUCCGCAUCAGCUACAGCCAGGACAACAGUCGUCAAGUUUUUCAUGGGAAUCGGCUGACACCUACUGAAGCUUCGUCUGAACCUCAGAUCCAUUUCGAGGCAGAGGAGGGCUCCUUGUGGACUCUUCUGCUCACAUGUCCAGAUGAGCAUCUUUUGGACAAUGAGGCAGAAUAUGUCCACUGGCUCGUAGGGAACAUACCAGGAGGAGCAGUAAAGGCUGGAGACGAGCUGUGCCACUAUCUACCGCCCUUCCCCGCUAAAGGAACAGGUUUCCACCGCUAUGUUUAUGUCCUCUUCAAGCAGGAAGGACCUAUCAACUUCCAGGAGGAUGUUAGAUCGUCACCAUGCCACUCCCUGGAAGAUCGCACAUUUAAGACAGUAGAUUUCUACAGAAAGCACCAGGACCACAUGACGCCUGCGGGUCUGGCCUUCUUUCAAAGCCAGUGGGAUGAAUCUGUCACCAAUACCUUCCACAACACCUUCAACAUGAAGGAGCCUGUGUUUGAGUUUAUUCGGCCUCCAGUGUACCACCCUCCACAGGUGAAAUACCCACAUCAGCAGCCGCUUCGUUACCUGGACAGAUACAGGGAUGGGAAGGAGCACACCUAUGGAAUAUACUAAUGAGAAAAUCUGCUGCAGCCCCUCGUAAAUGAGGAAUUAUGUUCAUAUUUAUAAUAAAAAAAUAAACUUUUUUUUUUUUUUCAGUUGGGCUGAAAUU